Messenger RNA from Phasianus colchicus (ring-necked pheasant), 2809 nucleotides. RefSeq names its product forkhead box N3 (gene FOXN3). The record is from RefSeq and is a predicted model, not a curated record. Lineage: Eukaryota; Metazoa; Chordata; Aves; Galliformes; Phasianidae. Gene Ontology annotation, molecular function: DNA-binding transcription factor activity; cis-regulatory region sequence-specific DNA binding. Gene Ontology annotation, cellular component: nucleus. Gene Ontology annotation, biological process: regulation of DNA-templated transcription.
GCCGGGACCCCCGCGGCGCGCUCGGGGCUCGGGCUGAGGCGGGGCGCGCCAUGCCCGCCUCCGUCAGAUGAAAGUUUGCGCCGCAGCCAUGGAAGGACCGCGCUGAGGCCGCCCCCCGCCAGGAGCCUCUGCCUCAAUGGGUCCAGUCAUGCCGCCCAGCAAGAAGCCGGAGGGCUCAGGAAUCAGUGUUCCCAGCGGACUGAGCCAGCGGUACCAAGAUAGCGAUUUGUCAAAGGCACUUCACGAUGACGAGGACCUAGAUUUCUCUUUGCCUGCCAUCAGAUUAGAUAAAGGGGCCAUGGAAGAUGAAGAACUAACUAACUUGAACUGGUUACACGAGAGCAAGAACUUGCUGAAGAGCUUUGGGGACUCGGUGUUACGAAGCGUCAGCCCCGUUCAGGACAUCGGUGAUGACACGCCUCCGUCCCCCGCCCACUCGGACAUGCCCUACGAUGCCAAGCAGAACCCCAACUGCAAACCUCCUUACUCCUUUAGCUGCCUCAUAUUUAUGGCCAUCGAGGACUCGCCAACCAAAAGACUGCCCGUAAAGGAUAUAUACAACUGGAUUUUAGAACACUUUCCGUAUUUUGCAAACGCUCCCACUGGAUGGAAAAAUUCUGUGAGGCAUAAUCUGUCCUUGAAUAAGUGUUUUAAGAAAGUGGACAAAGACAGAAGUCAGAGUAUUGGAAAGGGGUCCUUGUGGUGUAUAGACCCAGAAUAUAGACAAAAUCUUAUUCAGGCUUUGAAAAAGACACCCUAUCACCCAUACUCGCAUGUGUUCAAUACACCUCCCACAUCUCCUCAGGCAUAUCAAAGCACAUCAGGUCCACCCAUUUGGCCAGGAAGCACCUUUUUCAAGAGAAAUGGAGCUCUUCUGCAAGAUCCUGACAUUGAUGCUGCCACUGCCAUGAUGCUUUUGAAUACUCCCCCUGAGAUACAAGCAGGUUUUCCUCCAGGAGUGAUACAGAAUGGAGCUCGAGUUCUGAGUAGAGGAAUAUUUCCUGGAGCCAGGCCAUUGCCAAUCAGCCCUAUAGGAAGCAUGGCUGUUGCAGUAAGGAAUGGGAUAACAAACUGCCGGAUGCGGACGGAAAGCGAACAGUCUUGUGGCUCUCCAGUUGUUAGUGGCGACCCGAAGGAGGAUCACAACUACAGCAGUGCCAAAUCUUCCAACCACAGGAGCACAUCACCUGCGAGUGACUCCGUUUCCUCUUCCUCUGCUGAUGACCAGUAUGAAUUUGCAACUAAAGGUAGCCAAGACAGCAGUGAAGGAAGUGAAGUUAGCUUCCAGAGCCAUGAGAGCCAUAGUGAAACAGAAGAGGAGGACAAAAAGCAAAAUCGGAAGGAGACCAAGGAUUCUUUAGCUGACAGUGGGUAUGCAUCCCAGCACAAGAAAAGGCAACAUUUAAUGAAGGCGAAAAAAGUACCAAGUGACACACUGCCUCUUAAAAAGAGACGUACUGAAAAGCCCCCUGAGAGUGACGAUGAGGAGAUGAAAGAAGCAGCAGGAUCUCUCCUGCAUUUAGCGGGAAUUCGAUCCUGUUUGAAUAACAUCACCAAUCGGACGGCAAAGGGGCAGAAAGAGCAAAAGGAAACCACAAAAAAUUAGAACAAAUCAAUGAUUUGUUUGAACUUACAAAGUUUUGUUUCAGCACGUCAGGUGAAUUCUAAUGAUUUGUGGCAAUAUCAGCAAUUUUUCCUUUUUUGUUUUCCUUUCUAUUUGGUUUUAUUUCUUUUCUUUUUUUCUUUUUUUCUUUUUUUUUUUUUUUUUGGACCCUUAAGAUUUUUAUUUUUAAAGGAGAUUGAAGCCAUAGAACUCAUACUGACACUCAGCUAAUUUACAGCUUUUCAUUACCCGAAGACAAAAAGUUAACAACAAAAAAAAAGCCAAAAUCGCCAUUGCUUUCUCCGGCUUGUCAAAAAAUGCAUGGUUGAAUACGCAGUGACAUCAGCAUUGUUGUGAUGGGAUAAGAUUGGGCACUUGAAAAUCUCUCUUACACUAGAUGAGAUUGCAUAAUUUAGUAGUCAUUCAGGCCUAGCCCUUAAGAAUUUUUUUAACGGCCUUACAAUUGGGAUGUGAGUGAAUGUGAAGAAAGAGAUCUGGGGGAAAGAGAAGGCGUGUACUUCUCACACCAACCCACAGACCAUCUGGUGGCACUUGGAUUCACCGUGCCAUAGAAGUCUUUGGACAGCCACUGGUGGCAACCUCGCAUACCGUAAUGCACUUCUAGUGCUUCGUGUACUGUAUGUGGCUCAUAGCGUGAAGACUGGUAACUUUUAAGUUUUGGGAAGUUUGAACUGUGUAUGCAAUGAGUGAAAUAAUGAAAAGAAAUGGGGGGGGGUGGGGGGUGGCACUGUUAAUAGCAUUGCUAAUCAUUGAAUUAUGUCUUCUAUAUUAAAUUAACUGAAUGUUCAAAAAGCCAUAAGCCCGAAGAUUGGCACUGCGUGCAAAAAAUAAUAGGAUAGGGAAAAACAAGCUAUGUCUUCUAAACUGCCUGAGUGAAAAGCAAUCAAGUCUAAGAAAUUACAGUAGAUAUUAAAGAAGAAAAUAAAUCAGAAUCCUUUUCUGUGGAUCAAAUGUUUGAUCUAACUGAGGGAAAAAAAGCUACAAAACCUGCCAUUAGUAUUAUUCUGUAAUUAAAAAAAAAAUAACAGAAAAGCGUAUUGAUGAACAGUGAAAUUAAGUUCAACAGAACAUCUCCUACACUGCCCUCAGAAGGGAGCGUUGCAGUUAAUAUCAGUCAGGAUUCAUCUGUGCAAAAACAACAGAUUUCCAGAUUCAACCAGCGUAGCCAGCAGAAAAAAAAAAAAA